This is a messenger RNA of Zingiber officinale, 1470 nucleotides long. RefSeq lists its product as uncharacterized. The coding region runs from base 111 to 1262 and encodes 383 amino acids. The record is from RefSeq and is a predicted model, not a curated record. The transcript has a single exon. NCBI's taxonomy places the organism in Eukaryota, Viridiplantae, Streptophyta, Magnoliopsida, Zingiberales, Zingiberaceae.
AGCCAUCGGAAUUAUCUGUGCAUCUAUAUAUUCACAUGGCUGUCUAUGGAUCCACCUCCGCAUUUCUCAUCUUCGUUUCUCCAUAGCAUCGACACGCCUCAAUCGAUAGGAUGCCGGAGCAAUUCCCGUCCUGCUUCGGUGCUUGCUACUCCGGUGUGGCCUCUCCGUCGGCGGAGGCCGGGCCCAACCUGACAACAUCGAUCUACGAGACUCGGCUCGGCGUCGCCGCCCUCACCUGGUCCCGCGCCCUCCUCGGCCUUACGCUUGCAGCCGACCUCUGCCUCUCCGACCCGGACGAAGAGGACGCGGACUCUCUCCGGUUCCGCGUCCGACCUUGGUUCCUUUGGAAUCAGCGCGGUUCCCGGCGAUUCAGCCUGAUCAACGAUCGCUCCUCGCGUCGCUGCGUGGACUUCACGUGGGAUCUCUCGCACGCGAGGUUUUGCACGGGCAGCGGCGCCCGUUCCGAGCCCGCCUCUCGGUUUUUCGUCGCCAUCUCGGUUGACAGUGAGAUGCUACUCGUCGCCGGCGACCUGAUCGAGGAAGCGUACAAGAAGAGCAGGGCCAGGAGGCCGCCAGCAGCAGCUCCCUUCUCCAUCCCCGCUGCCCCUACCUCAAGGAGGGAACACGUCGGGCUGGGGGGUCCCGGCGGACGUCGAUCAUACCGCACAGUGGCGCGGCUUGGCGGCAGAGAGCGGGUGAUCUCGAUCGAUCUGGGCGUCAACGAGAAGGAUUGGGAGGAGGGUAUGGCGGUGUCCGUCGACGGAAAGAGGAUCCUCCACGUGCGGCGCCUCCGUUGGAAAUUCCGCGGCACGGAGAAGGUGGAGGUAGAGGGCGGCGGUUGGAUCCAGGUGUCAUGGGACCUUUACAGCUGGCUUUUCCAGACCAAGAAUGACUCGGCCGACUCGCCGUUGGCCGAGAACCAGCGCGCAAUGUUCAUUUUCCGCCUCGAGGAAGAUCAAACACGGAAUCCAGGCGGGGUGCAUUCCGGGAAUAAAGGGACGACCUCGAGGAAUCUCCACGGGAAGACGAACGAAUGGAGCGAGAGUAGCAGCAAUUAUGGCGGGCCCGGAACGGUAAGAAUGAGACAGAGGAGGAGUAGAAGCCUUUUGCAAAAGACAACCUCCUCCUCCUCGUCAACCUCGUCUGCUUCGUCGGCGAGCAGUUCGACGGUAUUGGAGUGGGCGAGCCAGGAGGAGGAGGAGUUGCAGAGGCACGACGGAUUCUCCCUGCUGGUCUACAUCUGGAAGAACUCGAUAACCUGAUUCCUAGUCACGAUCGCAUCCUCCCGCUUCGUUUUCCUUUUCCAAAUCCAUUCAAUUUCCGCGUUGAUUGCGGUUCUGUGUCGUACAUCCUUGAAUUUAAUUUUGAGAUCUUCAGCAGAUUCAUUGUAAAUGUGCAGUGCCAUUAUCUAUGUUUUAUUGGACAUUUCUCAGGGUUUUAUUGGACAUAUAUCUAUUCCAUAAUUUUAUC